This is a messenger RNA of Dalotia coriaria, 1180 nucleotides long. Its product is annotated as enhancer of split mbeta protein-like. Bases 166 to 753 code for a protein of 195 amino acids. Gene Ontology annotation, cellular component: nucleus. Gene Ontology annotation, biological process: regulation of transcription by RNA polymerase II; anterior/posterior pattern specification; regulation of neurogenesis. The record is from RefSeq and is a predicted model, not a curated record. Lineage: Eukaryota; Metazoa; Arthropoda; Insecta; Coleoptera; Staphylinidae. Gene Ontology annotation, molecular function: protein dimerization activity; RNA polymerase II cis-regulatory region sequence-specific DNA binding; DNA-binding transcription factor activity, RNA polymerase II-specific. The transcript has a single exon.
CUUCGAAGUCAUUCCAAGACUUGCUCUUGCUCAGUACGCAUCGUGCGCUCUCUGCAAGCCUAACACGAAACACACACAUUGUGCCUUACCAGCAAAGUCGCUUCUCGAAGUGCAUCGAUUAAAAUAAUAAUCUCAGUUCGACCAAAUAACAAUAACUCAGUGAAAAUGGAAGCCCAGCCCGUUUCGCGCACCUACCAAUACCGCAAAGUGAUGAAGCCGCUUUUGGAGCGCAAACGUCGCGCCAGGAUUAACCGUUGCCUGGACGAGCUUAAGGACCUGAUGGUCUCCGCGCUCUCCAACGAAGGCGAGAACGUCUCCAAGUUGGAGAAGGCCGACAUCCUCGAGUUGACCGUCCGCCACUUGCACAAACUUCGCCGUCAGCAACGCCUGUCUGCUAACCCUGUGAUUGACGCUGAUCGCUUCCGUGCCGGGUACACACACUGCGCUAACGAGGUGUCCCGCUGCCUUGCUUCCGUUCCGGGAGUUGAUGUCAACUUGGGUACCAAAUUGAUGACGCAUCUUGGCCAUCGUCUCAACGAAAUGGACAAAGUGUCACCACUGAUGAUUCAAGUUGGACAAACUCAAUACACCCCGCCGGGUACACCAACCCCCGAGGUAUAUGCCAUGCCGCUCACACCCGCCUCAUCAACCAGCUCGCGGCAGGCACCUUCUCCUGCGCAACCGAUGGACUGCUCCACCGCCGGCUUACUCAAAGUCGCGCCAAAAAGCGAGCCUGUCUGGCGGCCGUGGUAAAUUCACAAUCGCCACAACACAAAAUACAACAAGAAGACUGCAACAUCGAUCGUUUGGAGUCUCGAAUUUGCUCAAUCGCUUUACUAGAGUUAAAUUGGAGUUUGACAAAUCAACGUUCAAUUCAAAGAGGUUUUGAUCUCAGAAGCUAAUUUUGUACUUUUCGACGAGUUUUAAUCUUGUAAGCUUUAAUUAGGAAGUAGCUAGGAUAGAUAUGUGAUAAAAACAGGCUCGAUGAAAUUUGUUCAACGCACAAGUCAGAUUUGAGUUGGUGUACCUGUGAUGUACGUAGUAGUAAACGAAAAUUCAAAGGAAUUGUAAAUUUUCUAACAUUUGUAAACUGAUAAUGAAUUGUAUUGCAAGCGUAACUGUGAUACAGAAAUACUAUUUUUUAAACAAAUGAAUAUAUGGUUAUCUAAAACAUGAAAAA